AUGGCAGCUCUGAUCGUUCUCACACUCUGUCUGCUGACAGCACCGCUGUUGAGAGCACAAGAGGUGAAGCUACAGUCGCUUUUGGGAACACUUGACAACAAUGUGGAAUUUCAGACAGCCUACAGAGCUCCGUGGCAGACGAUGCCUCAGCUUCCUCCCAUGCCGGCACCCAAGUUCAACGGCACUGCUAGUGUCAACGGAAUUGACCUGUGGUACGCCAUAUAUGGCGCCGACCUGGUCGAGAGUCAAGCCCAAGGUCAUGCCCCGGUGGUAUUCCUUCAUGGCGGAUUUGCAAACAGUGACUAUUUCUCAUAUCAGGUCGACUACCUAAAAGACGGCCCUCAUACGUUGAUCACCAUUGACUCGAGAGCUCAAGGCCGUUCGACAGACGACACAAGCCAGCCAAUUACUUUCGACAUCAUAACCCAGGACGUCGUUGCCUUGAUGGACUUGUUGCAAGUGGAGCGGUUCUCUACUGUAGGCUGGUCUGACGGCGCCUGUACCUCGUUUGGUCUUGCAAUGAACUACAGUCAACGCAUUGAUCGCGUCUUUGCCUUCGGAGCCACCUACAAUCCCGAAAACAUCAAUGCCACUGUCAUGGAAACACAUACCUUUCAGACAUAUAUGGAAUGGGUACAAAAGGAAUACAAAAUAUACUCUCCAAGCUCGGCGUCCUUCGAGGAUUUCGAGAAGCGAUUGCUGGCUAUGUGGUCGUCUGAACCCCACUGGAGCGCGGAAUCCUUCCAGAAAAUCCCAUCUCGGUUCGACAAUCCCAAUGCUCCAAUCAUAUGGAUCGUUGCUGGGGACUCUGAGGAAGCCGUCACGAGAACGACGCCUGGAAUCUUGCAUGACUGGAUCUGGGGCUCUUCCUUGGUCGUGUUGCCUUCAGUGGGCCACUUUGCGUGA
Messenger RNA from Capronia coronata CBS 617.96, 906 nucleotides. RefSeq lists its product as uncharacterized. The record is from RefSeq and is a predicted model, not a curated record. The transcript has 2 exons. The coding region runs from base 1 to 906 and encodes 301 amino acids. NCBI's taxonomy places the organism in Eukaryota, Fungi, Ascomycota, Eurotiomycetes, Chaetothyriales, Herpotrichiellaceae.